Messenger RNA from Cavenderia fasciculata, 3096 nucleotides. Its product is annotated as PHD Zn finger-containing protein. Gene Ontology annotation, cellular component: Set1C/COMPASS complex. The transcript has 7 exons. Gene Ontology annotation, biological process: positive regulation of DNA-templated transcription. Lineage: Eukaryota; Evosea; Eumycetozoa; Acytosteliales; Cavenderiaceae. The record is from RefSeq and is a predicted model, not a curated record. The coding region runs from base 1 to 3096 and encodes 1031 amino acids.
AUGAUGGAAUCACAACAACAACAACAACACUUUUCGUCAAGACACCAUGCUGAAUACCAAAAGCUUAACAUUCAAGGUGAAGAAGAUCAAUCAUUGUUGGAUACUGAUCAACAACAUGCCGAGAAGAAAGCUAGAAAUGAAAAGUUUUGGAAGGUCUAUUCCUACUCGUACUAUGCCAUGUUGACCAUUGCCACCGGUGGUUUGGCAUUACCAUUGAUUAUCUAUGACGCCAAAAAAUAUAUAUUUUUCCCUUCCACUACUAAUAUUGAUGUAAAUAUUCAUAAUAAAGGUCAAUUUCUACAUUCUCUUAUGAUACAUAAUAGCAGGUCAAACAACAAAGAUCUAAUGGUACAGCUUUCGAAGCUGGAGGGAGAGUGUGUCCCUUUAGCAAACAAUCCUUAUGAGGAUAUGAACUUUAACGAUUGCGAACUAUUACCUACAAACCUUUCAAUACUUAUCGACGCAAUCUCUACACAACAAGACAGAAUGGAUCAUACUAGUAAUAACAACAACAAUAAUAAUAAUAAUAACGACGAUAAUAAUAAUAAUAAUAACGGAAACAAUACAAAUCGUGAAAACAAUAGCAACAACAAUAAUAAUAAUAAUAAUAACAAGGACAAGAAGGAUACAGAGAACAACAAUCUAGAAAAUACUAGUAAUAAUAAUAAUAAUAAUAGUAAUACCGUUCCACUCAAUAUAGCAUUGACUCAAUUCGAUAUAAAUAAUAAUAAUAGCAUUUUACAUUUGGAGAAUAAAAAACAUCACAAUCAUCAUAAUCAUCAUCAUCUUCAUCACCUACACCCAAAUAAUAAUUCAUUAAAAGAUUAUGAGAUAUCAAAGUUACCAUUGAGAAAGAGACAUUUGGUACCAGACAGUGCAUAUUAUAAUAUUCACCAAUGUCUUGCAUCUCCUCAAUCACCUCCAACACCCAAACAGUCACCAUCUCUAUUCAGCUCAAAUUCUUCACUUAAACUAGAGGUUUCAGAUAAUUAUUCUGAACAACGUGUUCCUUCACCAAACAGAAGCAAUUCAUCUUCUGCUCCUGUUCAAAAAUCUACAACAGAAGAAGAUGAUGUUGAUGUUGGAGGAAUUGAUGAAGAACAAUCAUCUACAAAUAAUAAUAACAACAAUGAUAUAAAUAAUAAUAUCAAUAAUACAAUAACAACACCAACUGUUGUUUCGAAUACUUCCUCUUCCACUUCUACUACUACUACGACAACUAUUAGUACUACUCAUAAUAAUAGUCACAAGGUUCAUAAACAUCAUCAUCAUCAUCAUCACCAUCAUCAUGAUCAUGAAAAGAAAGAAAAGGAUAAAGAAAGAGAAAAGGAAAAAGAAAGAGAUAGUAGAGAAAGAGAAAGGGAAAGAGAAAGAGAAAGUAGAGAAAGAGAAAAGGAGAGAGAAAAAGAAAGAGAAAGAGAAAGUAGAGAAAGAGAAAGAGAAAGAGAAAAAGAAAAAGAAAGAGAAAGUAGAGAGAGAGAAAGUAAAGAAAGAGAAAAGGAGAGAGAAAAGGAAAAAGAAAAAGUUGAAAUAUACUUUAAAGAGCCUUUAGUUAAAGUAGAAAGUGAUCAAGAAGUAGAAAUUGAUAUUAUGGAUGAUGAAGAUAUCAAACACCCAAAACAUCGACAUUCAGCAAUGAAAUUGGAGAAAAAGAGAUCCAAGACACACAAAAAGGAUCAUGGUCACAUUGAAAAGAAACAAAAGAGUCACCAUACUGAUAGUAGUGGAGAAGAAAUAUUCCACAGUUCAAUGGAUGAAGCAAGUAGUAGUGAGUCUGACAAUGAUGAUGCCUCAGACUAUGACAACAAACUCUAUUGUAUCUGUAGAAAAAAGUACGACUCUAAUUCUUUUAUGAUUGCAUGCGACAAGUGCGAUGAAUGGUAUCAUGGAGCAUGUGUCAAUGUUUCAGAAAAGGAUGCAAAAAGAAUAGACAAGUAUGUUUGUGCAAAAUGUUGUCUUAAAAAGGAAAAAGAAUUAAAGGCUUCAAUAUCAUCAUCCUCCUCUUCAAGUCUACCACCAUUGUCAACAAUCAACAACAAUAAUAUCAACAAUAAUAUCAAACCAAUUCAAAUUUUAUUAAAAGAUUUACCAAUUCAACCUCAAUCACCAAGAUUAUCACCAAAAUCACCAAAACCCUCUUCACCUGUUUUAGAUAGCACAUCUAAAGCUGAAUUAAAUACCACCACUGUUGCUGGUCCAACUGCUAGCACUGCCGCCUCUUUCUCAUCAACCACCACCACCACCACAAUCAUUAUGACUUCAUCCAUUCUCAAUUCUAGCAAGUCACCAAUAACCAAAUCCUCCUCCUCCCCCUCUUCGACACUUAAAUGUGCUUACAGUAAAUGCAACAAUACCGUUACUUUGGGUUCAUCCAAGUAUUGUAGCAGAGAAUGUGGACUUGGAAAUGCCAAGGAAGUUCUCAAAAAUAAUCCAUCGGUCCUUCAAAAAUCAAUCAUACAAUCACCCAAUUCACCACCUUCUACCCAGCCAACACAACCAACAACUCCUUCCAAAAUAACUACUCCCUCUAUACCAACAGCUCCACCUCCUACUGCUUCUGCCGCGGUUGCCUCUGCAGCUGUUACUCCUCCAACAAAUGACAGCACACAGCAACUCUUAUCAACCUCUAAUGGCGAUGAUUUUUCAAGACUUCAACACAUCACCACCAAGAGGGCCGAGAUUGAGCAGAAACUGAAGCGAUUGGAAAUGAAAAGUACCGAAUUUGAGAAAACUGUUCAAAUGACAAAGUUUAAGAUUCAAUCAACCACCUUUUUAAAUAAUGAAGCAUUGUAUAAUAAUAAUAAUAAUAGUAAUGAUAAUAAUCAACAACAACAAAACAAUCAAAAUAAUCACAAUAGUAAUGGAAGUGCUCCUAAUACACUGCCUUGUAGUUAUCCAAAUAAGGAAUCUUCUACAGGCAUAUGUGGAAUUUUAAAUUGUACAGAACAUCAAAAUUGGGAAAAACGGGAAAGAGAAUCAUUUUUAAAGAAACAAAAUAUUUAUACAAAAGCACUUAGGGAUAUGGCUUUAGAAGAAAAACAAAUAAGGCAAAGAAUAGCAAGAAGAAACAAGAUUGCAAAUUUGGCACCAAAUUAA